Aureococcus anophagefferens is the source of this 308-nucleotide messenger RNA. RefSeq lists its product as hypothetical. The transcript has a single exon. NCBI's taxonomy places the organism in Eukaryota, Pelagophyceae, Pelagomonadales, Pelagomonadaceae. The annotation marks the transcript as partial. The record is from RefSeq and is a predicted model, not a curated record.
AUGCUCGUCCCAGCCAAAGCGCUGGACCUCUUCCUGCUCUUGCUCGCCGCCUCGAAGCUGCGCCAGCGAUGCAACGCAACACAAGGCCUCGACGCCGCGCACCCGCGCUACGGCGCCGCCGCGGCGCUCCUCUCCGGCGGCCUGCGGCACGCGCGCUGCAAGCCGCCGCACGGCGACGACGCCGCCGGCGUCGCGCGCGCCGUGACCAUCGACGGCGAGGCCUGCAUCGUCACGGAGCGCUGCGCGGCGAGCCUCGGCGGCCUCCGGCGCCGCUGGGGCCUCGGCCGCUCGCUCGCCGCGCUCGGCCG